AAAGACCUUAAUGCAAAGUUUAUUAUUUCAAUGGAAAAAAAUAAAACUACGAUCACAAACUUAAAGGUACCAGAGGGUGGUACUGGAGACACAGGACGAGAAAGAACUAAGACGUUUACCUAUGAUUUUUCCUAUUUCUCAGCAGACAGUAAAAGUCCCAGCUUUGUUUGUCAAGAAAUGGUUUUCAAAAAUCUUGGUACAGAUGUGCUUAAAUCUGCUUUUGAAGGUUAUAAUGCUUGUGUUUUUGCAUAUGGACAGACUGGAUCUGGGAAGUCCUACACCAUGAUGGGAAAUGCGGGUGAUGCAGGUUUAAUACCUCGAAUUUGUGAAGGAUUGUUCAGCAAAAUAAGUGAAAAAACAAAGCGGAAUGAGGCAUCCUUUCGCACAGAAGUCAGUUAUCUGGAAAUUUAUAAUGAACGCGUGAGAGAUCUUCUCAGACGGAAGUCAUCAAAAACUAACAAUUUACGAAUAAGAGAACACCCAAAAGAAGGGCCGUAUGUUGAAGAUUUGUCUAAACAUUUAGUGCAAAAUUAUACUGAUGUAGAGGAACUUAUGGAGGCAGGAAAUAUAAAUAGAACGACGGCUGCAACUGGAAUGAAUGAUGUCAGUAGCAGGUCGCACGCCAUUUUCACCAUCAACUUCACUCAGGCUAAAUUUGAUUCUGAAAUGCCUUGUGAAACUGUUAGCAAGAUUCAUUUGGUAGAUCUUGCUGGAAGUGAGAGAGCGGAUGCCACCGGUGCCACAGGGGUUAGAUUAAAGGAAGGAGGGAAUAUUAAUAAAUCUCUAGUUACUCUGGGAAAUGUAAUUUCUGCCUUAGCUGAUUUAUCUCAGGAUGCAACAAAUCCUCUUUCAAAGAAGAAACAAGUAUUUGUGCCUUACAGAGACUCCGUGUUGACUUGGCUAUUAAAAGACAGCCUAGGUGGAAACUCUAAAACUAUAAUGAUUGCCACUAUUUCACCUGCUGAUGUCAAUUAUGGAGAAACUUUAAGUACACUUCGCUAUGCAAAUAGAGCCAAAAACAUCAUCAACAAGCCUACUAUUAAUGAGGAUCCUAACGUCAAACUGAUCCGUGAGCUGAGAGCUGAAAUAGCCCGAUUAAAAGCCCUGCUCGCUCAAGGGAAUCAGAUCGCACUCUUGGAUUCUCCAACAGCUUUAAGUAUGGAAGAAAAGCUUCAGCAGAAUGAAGCAAGGGUGCAAGAACUGACCAAAGAGUGGACAAACAAGUGGAAUGAAACUCAAGAUAUUCUGAAAGAACAAACCUUGGCUUUGAGGAAAGAAGGGAUAGGUGUUGUGUUAGAUUCUGAACUGCCUCAUCUCAUUGGCAUUGAUGAUGAUCUGCUCAGUACUGGUAUCAUCUUGUACCACUUGAAGGAGGGCCAAACAUAUGUUGGCAGAGAAGAUGCUGUGACAGAACAGGAUAUUGUUCUUCAUGGCCUUGAUUUGGAAAGUGAACAUUGCAUCUUUGAAAAUCUUAACGGUACUGUGAAUCUAAUACCACUGAAUGGAGCGCAGUGUUCUGUGAAUGGUAUGCAGAUUACAGAGGCCACACACCUAAACCAAGGUGCUGUUAUAUUACUUGGAAGAACCAAUAUGUUUCGCUUUAACCACCCCAAAGAAGCUGCUAAGCUAAGAGAAAAAAGAAAGAGUGGACUGCUAUCUUCCUUCAGCUUGUCUAUGACAGAUCUUUCAAAAUCUUGUGAGAACCUGUCAGCGGUUAUGCUUUAUAAUCCAGGGUGA
Messenger RNA from Tauraco erythrolophus (red-crested turaco), 1737 nucleotides. The record is from RefSeq and is a predicted model, not a curated record. NCBI's taxonomy places the organism in Eukaryota, Metazoa, Chordata, Aves, Musophagiformes, Musophagidae.